AUGGCACUGACAGACUACAACCCUUUCACCAAACGGGAGGAAUUCACCCAGAGAAACCUGCUAGCCUACAAGAUCCUCACCAUCGUCUCCUGGCUCGUGCUGGUCAUCUUCGGUGCCAUCUACACGUUUCAAAAACCGACCGACUGCUCGAAGCACCAGCACUGUCACACGAUAUGGGGACAGAACAAUCAUAAUCCGAGCGGCUUCAGCGUCAACUCGGUGCUGACGAGCAUAUACUGGGUGGUUGUCCUGAUUUUCCAGGCUCAUUAUGUCCGUUUCCUGUGGAGCGCAGAGAAGGACUAUGUCACAAGCGCCGCAAAUGUCGGCUCGCAUUUCAUCUUGCAUAACCUCUUGACGUUCGGCUUCAUCAUGCUCUGGGUGCGAGGCUACUUUUGGCAGGGUGAGCUGCUUCUGAUCGUCAACCUUUUCAACCUGACAGCUCUCUACUUCGGUCACUCCGCUACUCCAUUAAUCAUCCAUGCCCCGAUCGUCUCGGCACCCUUGGCCUGGAAUUACGUGGCGAUCCUCUGGAAUGGAGCCGCAAUGGUGGGACAUGACAGAACCCAUCUGCCUGCCCGUAUCGUUGCAAACAUUUUCAUUUGGGGAAUCCUCAUGUUGGGUGCCUUCUUCCUUGCGGUCUUCAAAGACUACACGAUGGGACUUGAACUGGCCCUUCUCGCAUUGUCACUUGCACUGGGUCAGCUGGCCACGAAAGUCGUCGCUUUUCAGUGGAUAUUUGCGUUCGUUAUCGCCGCAAUCCUGUUCGUCCUCUCCCUUGGAGUUGCAGCUCCAAAGCUAUUUGGAGCAGACCGCAGCGCGCGACACGAGGGCGCUAUCGUCAGCGAAGACCGAGAACGAGCUCCACUUCUGGACGAUCGUCAAUAG
Messenger RNA from Cladophialophora yegresii CBS 114405, 885 nucleotides. RefSeq lists its product as uncharacterized. The record is from RefSeq and is a predicted model, not a curated record. The coding region runs from base 1 to 885 and encodes 294 amino acids. Lineage: Eukaryota; Fungi; Ascomycota; Eurotiomycetes; Chaetothyriales; Herpotrichiellaceae. The transcript is spliced from 4 exons.